Molecule: messenger RNA, 3861 nt
Organism: Fundulus heteroclitus (mummichog)
Lineage: Eukaryota; Metazoa; Chordata; Actinopteri; Cyprinodontiformes; Fundulidae
Gene: sema4f
Product: sema domain, immunoglobulin domain (Ig), transmembrane domain (TM) and short cytoplasmic domain, (semaphorin) 4F
Exons: 16
Coding region: 499-3045 (848 amino acids)
Biological process (GO): negative regulation of axon extension involved in axon guidance; neural crest cell migration; negative chemotaxis
Molecular function (GO): chemorepellent activity; semaphorin receptor binding
Source: RefSeq, a predicted model, not a curated record
GAGCCGGUGUCACGGCGCGCCUCGCCUCUGUGAUCUCGCUCCUGCGCCUCGGGACCGAGACGAAGCCUCCCAGCGACGCUGCUUUUCCUCUUCAUAUUCACUGCGAACAUCUGAAGCCUGGCAGGAAUAAACCUUUGUUUCCCGAGGAAAGGCUCGGACACAGCAGGGUGCAGAACGGCGGGGUGAAGAGCGAGGUUGUUCGGAUUAUUACAGCCCGGGACAGUGGACGUUAUCCCCCACGCAGAAGAGGACGGUACUUUGACUUACUUUGCGGCGCUGUUUGUGUCCGGGAUGUUAAAUAAAGCCUUAAAUUGUCGCCUUAUUGGUGGAAUAUAAAGCCCUCAGGUUUGCCCCGGGCGGAUGAACACACUUUCGGAGCGCUUUGUGCAGACGGUAGCUGGAGCAAACACUAAACCUCCCUGCAAACCGGGAAGCUGGAUCAGGAUGCGUCUCUGAAGCGAGCCGGCUGUUGAGAUCCGACCUGCUGUAGUUUCGGGGAUGGGAGACGGGAUGACCCUCAGCGAUGUGGUGCUGGUUCUGGUCCCGAUGUGCUGCCUGAUGUCCGGGGGCUGCCUGACAGCGACUCUGGGUGGACUCGGAGGUACAGCCCCCAUUCUGGACCAAAAGACAUUCAAGAGUGUGACAAACGUCAGCACCUACCUGCUGCACCCUUCUUCCGGCACCCUUUUCCUGGGCGCCAGGAACGCCAUACUAGCUGUAGAUACCAGGGACUUGAACCAACAACCAAAAAAGAUUGUUUGGGACGUGCCGGAAGAGAAGAGGAAGUCUUGUGUGGGGAAAGGAAAGACGGAGGCUGACUGCAACAACUACAUCCGUCUGCUGGAAUACCUGAAGGAUGGUCGAGUCUACGCCUGUGGCACCUACGCCUUCGACCCCCAGUGUGCAUUCUUGCACCUUCCCUCCUUCACCUUGGAAAAAACAGAGGACGGAGCAGUGAAGAUGGAGACCGGGAAGGGCAAGUGUCCCUUUGAGCCCAGUCAGCGUUACACAGCUGUGAUGGCAGAUGGCAUCUUAUACACAGCGGCCACCAGCAACUUCCUGGGGACGCUCUAUGACAUAUCCAGGGCAACGGGCCCCGAGCAGGAGCGCGUCCGAACGGAUCAAUCCAUCAACUGGCUCAACGACCCGGAGUUCGUAAGCUCCGCCUACAUAGAGCAGACCCCGGACAGCAACCCGACAGGAGACGACGACAAAAUCUACUUCUUCUUCACCGAGAUGGCCAAAGAGCACGACCUGUACACCAAGGUGCCGAGGGUGGUACGGGUCUGCAAGUCUGAUGUGGGGGGGAUGAAGACGCUGCAGCGACGGUGGACCACUUUUCUGAAGGCCCAGCUGGUGUGCGAGGACAAACCCAGCGGUCAGCGCUACAACAUCCUGACGGACGUCUUCACGGCUCAACACUCCCCAGGAGACCCCAGCAGCACCCACUUCUACGGGCUCUUCACCUCCCAGUGGGAGCCCAAUGAUGUUUCAGCUGUGUGUGUUUUCAGUCUGUUUGACAUCAGCAAAGUGAUGGACGGUCCUUUUAAAGAGCUGAAGAAGACAUGCGAGAACUGGAACAGUCCUGAGACGGUCCCCACACCAAGGCCAGGCCAGUGUUUGAACAGCGCUCUAAAGGCUCAAGGAUUCGAAUCCUCCUUGAAACUUCCCGACAAGGUGCUGACCUUUGUGAGGGACCACCCUCUGAUGGAGAACAGCGUCACAGCAGCGCCCCUGCUGGUCCGGAAGGGAAUCAAAUACACCAAGCUGGCUGUAACGCUGAUGGGCGAGGCAGAGGACCAAAAGGGAGCUGUCCUUCAUCUUGGAACAGAUCGUGGUGAGCUCCACCAGGUGGCGGUAGCGGGCCAGAACGCAACUUUGCUGCAAGAGAUUCCUCUUUUCUCGCCACAAGAGCCUGUCAACAACAUAUUACUGCAUCAGGGCCGAGCGCUGGUGGGGAGCCCGCUGUCUGUGGCCAGAGUGCAGGCGGAGGGCUGCGCUCUGUAUCCCAGCUGUGAGGUCUGUGCCAGAGCCAGAGGAGUGGGCUGUGAGUGGAGCGCAGAGGACAAGGUGUGCAGGUUCACAGAAACAGAGCCUGGUCCAGGUGAUGUUGUGGAUGAGGCCUUGAAAAAGUGUGAUGCAGAAGCGGGACGAUGCACUCCAUUCCUCAAGGACCUGAAAGUGUCCAUCGGUCUGCGGAUCCUGUUGCCGUGCGUCCAGCUGUCUCCUCGGCCGUGCAGCUGGGAGUAUCCCCCCCACAGGCACACCAGGCAGCACCACUCUGACCUGGCGGUGACCGUGACAGAGGACAACUUGGGCAAAUACGUCUGCACUUGUCAGGAAGGAGGACCCAACAUCCGGGACCCGACCCCCUGCCGCCGAGCAGCUUUUUUCCUGAGCCUGGAGGGCCCGAAUGUUGAAGGAUCAGCGGCCCUGGCGGGAAACCGACACGUCUUGGCGAUCUACAUCUUUUUCUUCUUCAUGGGCCUGGUGAUGGGAGCGUUCCUCCUCUACUUUGUGAACCGCAACAAAACCCCCACGUCGUCGGACCAGCCGGAUCAUCUGCUGUCGCCGGGAAAGGGGCAGAACCUGCUGGGCUCCCUGACAACCCCCCAGUCCGAAACCAGCUCCAGCCUGUUGUCCGAGGGGAUCCGGCCGACGGAGAAACAAAACGGCAAGGCGGCUUUGAGCUCGACCGCUCCGCUGCUCGGCAGUCAGGGUAACGGGGGCCACCACGCCAACAGCGUCGCCGGCGGCAGGAUCAGCAGCAACCCCAGCAACGGGCAUUCCCCGUUCACCAGCUACGACACAAGCAGCGGCGGGCUGCAGCUCCACUCGGAAAUCCUGGUGGCCAACGCGCUGGGGGUAAGGACGGGGUUGAGGGAGCCGUCGCGGCCAGAGACGGAAGAGAAGGGGUCCGGAGAGGGAAACGGGGUGGAAGAUGUGCUGGGAGACAGGAUGAAAGGACUGGAGGACGAGCUGUCCAGUUUUCAAAUGUUGGAAUAUCCAGCACCGCUGGCCCCGUGUGAAGAAAGCUCAAUAUAAAAGGAGAACAUUCUGCAAGCAAACUAAAUGCCACUUUAGGUACUGCCAAAUGCCUUUGAAUGGGGAGCUGUGGCACGGAGAGCGAGAGACUUACAGAGAUCUACGAGCCUAUAUGUCAGAGUCUGUGAGAGAACGUCUACUGACGGACUGAAAUGUUCGAUGCGGUAAACGUAGACACUCAGGAGAGCCACAGCUUACGUUGUUCGGAUGUAAAUUUUUAAAUGUAAACGACACUGUUGUGAACACGAACGUCAGCUGUCAUGCAACUCCAAUGUUUCAAGCAGAAUCAAAGAUGAAACGCCUACCUGCGUAGACGUGGAAAAGCCAUAUUUUGUUGUCGUUGCCGUCUUUCAUUCAGCCGUACCGAUGGGAACCGCAAGAGGAAAAGUGCACUUUCAGUCUUAGCUCGUGUCUUCGUUAACCAGGCGUCACUAAUCCUCUGUCUGUGGUAGCACCGCUAACACCGCACGCCCCGACCGAUCCAAAGGCCGAACAGGGGCCCGGUUCUUCUACGCCUUUAGAGAUGAGAGAGAUGUCACUGUCAGAGACGAAAGAACCAAAGACAGGGCUGUUUCUGUCAACGCGACUGUAGUUCUCCAGAGGCUGAUUCAGGAUCAGGUUACUGUCAGCGCCUGAGCGAGGGCUGACCCGCCGUCCGGAUUAUCGGUACAAGUCGAAUGACAAAUGAUGUCUUAAAGGAUGGACCUUUUUGUAAUCCCGAGCCACCUUCACCUCAUUUUCUGAGUGGAUUUCAACGUAAACGUAUCGUUGUUUCUUUGUCAUGUGUUUUAUAAUAAAGAAAAUUAAAACAGUAAA